This is a messenger RNA of Syngnathus acus (greater pipefish), 1802 nucleotides long. RefSeq names its product heterogeneous nuclear ribonucleoprotein C (gene hnrnpca). The transcript has 10 exons. NCBI's taxonomy places the organism in Eukaryota, Metazoa, Chordata, Actinopteri, Syngnathiformes, Syngnathidae. Gene Ontology annotation, molecular function: RNA binding. Gene Ontology annotation, cellular component: nucleus; delta DNA polymerase complex. The coding region runs from base 338 to 1405 and encodes 355 amino acids. Gene Ontology annotation, biological process: DNA replication. The record is from RefSeq and is a predicted model, not a curated record.
UAGCCUUGACGUUAGCUGAAGACUAAAGCUAGCUGCCUCGCUCGCUGCUCACCGGAGGCUUCACUAAAAGAAGCCUGCGCUCGCCUAAAGGACGACCUAAAUAUCACAAAAUUUGAGCGAUUUUACCGAAAAGCAAGGCAUUUUGUGCUCGUAAAGGGUCGCGUGGUCCCAAUGAGCUGCAGCAGGGAGAUGAAACUGAAAAUCACAUUCAUGGUGACCUAAAAAAUAAAAAUUUAAAAAUCUCAGGCCAAAAGGUGAAGGUUCGAGACCCCAGGCCAAAGUCAGCCCCAGCCCACAGUGUCAGACACAACAGACGACUGCCCUGCACACAGACGCUAUGGAGUCCCCUACUGACCCCGGCAGCCGUUCGACCGCCGCCAGCCUGAUGGCCGCCAGCAACGUGACAAACAAGACAGAUCCGCGCUCGCUCAACUCGCGUGUGUUCAUCGGCAACCUCAACACCCUGCUUGUGACCAAGGCCGACGUGGAGGCCAUCUUCGCCAAGUACGGCAAGAUUGUGGGCUGCUCCGUGCACAAGGGCUACGCUUUUGUGCAGUACGCCAAUGAGCGCAACGCCCGCUCUGCCGUCGCCGGCGAGGAUGGCCGGAUGAUUGUCGGCCAAGUGCUCGACAUUAACCUUGCCGGGGAGCCCAAACCGCAUCGUUCCAAAACCACCAAACGUUCAGCUGGAGACAUGUACAGCAGUUCCUCCUUUGAACUGGACUAUGAUUUCCAGAGAGAUUACUACGACAGAAUGUAUUCCUACCCGUCCCGUGUGCCCGCCCCACCUCCGCCACUCUCCCGCGCCGUCAUCCCGUCCAAGCGCCCGCGGGUCAGCCUCAGUGGCGGCGGCGGCGGCGGCGGUGGUGGUGGUGGUGGUGGUGGAGGAGGAGGAGGAGGAGGAGGAGGAGGUGGAGGAGGGGGAGGAAGCAGCCGGCGCACCAAGAGCAGCUUCUCUUCGUCCUCCAAGAGCAGCCAGAGGGCUUACUCAUCUAGAAGUAUGAAAGUCGACGAGCUGCAGACCAUCAAACGCGAGCUGACUCAAAUUAAGAGCAAAGUGGACGACCUCCUGGAAAGCCUGGAGCGCAUGGAGAAGGACCACAGCAAGAAGUCAGAGUCCAAAGGCAUUAAGCCCGAGCCAGGCGAGGUGACCUCUCCGCCUCACCCAGGCAGCAAGAAAGACGAGGCCCUGAAGCGGGAGCGGGACAGCCAGGAGCUGAACGACACUGACGAGGAAGAGGAGGAGGAAGACGAGGAGGAGGAGGAGGAUGAGGAGGAUGAAGAAGAGACGGACCACCUGGAGGAAGAGGAGGAGGUGAAGAGCCAGGAGGAGGAGGAGGAAGAAGGCGAGCACGUAGAAGGGGAUGACGACGGCGACAGCAUCAAUGGCGAAGACGACUCGUAGGCCGCCGAGCCGCCCCGCCCCACCCCACCAAAUGCGCCGCACCUCGCUGCGGUGGAACGCUAAUAGUAGGAACCCGGACUUCAGUUUUAUCAUUUGACAACAACGAUUUCCAAAAAAGCUGACGUGCACGUAAAGGAGCAUGGCGUGCAAGCGCACACGCAGUUGUUGUGUUCAUUUGUGACUUGCUGUGUAGCCUCUUUUAGCACGUCGCAACCGCCUACAUGUUUGCGCGUUCGUGGUGUUUUUCCUUUUAGCUCUCGUAGACUCGUUUGUUGGCUUCCCUCGUCGUCUGUCUGUCGGUGGCUUUCACCCCCUUGCGUGUCCGUUUUUUUAAAAAUACUAUUCAACUUCUGUUUUACUGUAAAGGAAUAAAUUGCAAUAAAAUAUUAAAAUGCCA